AGCUCCUUCGGCCAGUAAACUACAAUUUCUCAACAGGAGUAGAUAAAAAAGACGACCGGAACUUGGAACCGUAUAUUCAUUGGCUAAGUCCUAAAACUCACUCCUACUCCAUUGACGCUAUUACAUCCUCUUCUUCUCUAUAAUCACAUCGAUCGCGUCAGACUGAAUGUUACAUACCUAGGCACCUUCACUAGUUGUGGCUACCAUCUAACGUGUUCGGUUCAACUGUUCGGGACUCCAUCAUUGCCAGAGGAAAGCUUGAUCAUCCUUUCCCCAGUCAUAUUCAAAUUAAGACCAUGGAAUCAGGUACAUUUACAGACAUUGUGUUCGAACCCUAUACACCAGUUCAAUGGGAUGCCGCUCCUGAAAACCCCAAAGCCCAGGAAUUCCAUCCAACUAUGGACUUGCCCGAAAACAUGUCAUCUGGCAACUUGAUAGCAUCCAUGAAUUACUCUUCCGCCGCUAAGCCGCAUGAUGAACGAGCGCUCCUUGAGCAGCCCCCGUGGCUGCUUCCAAUGCCCGAGAAUGCACCUCCGAACGAGCUAUCCAAUACGGAUCCAACCCCGUGUGCCAUAGAUUCCGCCUUCGACUUGGACUUGGGCUCGGAUUGGCACUUCUUAAGUGAUGGUCAGCCAGUCACGGCAGAAAUGGGGCUAUUCUCGGACCAGGCCACCGAAAUAGGUGUUAUACAUUCGCCGUCAAAUUUAUUUGAGGAUGCCACAUCCGCGACCGUGUGUACCCUCCGGUCUCAGCACACAAGACUUGACAGUUCGUUAGAUACUAUCUUCUUGCCCAGUAAAGACUUCACAACGCCUCCAGCGACGGAGUCACGAAAGGAAGUAACCACCCAACUGCAGCAUCGGCCGUGCCGACCCAUCGCACCAAAAUUACCUUGCAUCCAGCGCUCCGAAGAUAGCCCAGUGACAGAUAACCAAUAUACAACGCGGGGUCACAAUGUUCAAGGGCCUCCAUGCACACUACGCAACAAAAGGAGACUGACGCCCGACUCGGAACUAGACAAGGUGACUGCCAGCAUCGGUGCCCCCAAAGUGGGCUUUUCUGUUUUCCAAGUCUCUAAGAGUCCGCAACCGGCGAAAAGACGGCGUAAGAGAGUAUUAAAACAGGACAAACUCGACACUAGGACUUGUCUACGAUGUCAAGACCAACAUCUCAAUUGUUCGGGGGGAUUCCCCUGCAGUAAUUGUGAGACUCUUUGGCGACGCAUUGAAAGGCGUAUCACCAAUAGAACUAUUUUAUGGACACUGCUUUGAUUCGGAUUUGACGUGAUUGCAUGAGAUCUUUUCAUGUGCGUCUUUCCUCCCCCCCGCCUUUUUCUUUUUGGUUGAUACUGACAUAGU
This is a messenger RNA of Hypoxylon trugodes, 1358 nucleotides long. RefSeq lists its product as uncharacterized. The record is from RefSeq and is a predicted model, not a curated record. The coding region runs from base 297 to 1271 and encodes 324 amino acids. Lineage: Eukaryota; Fungi; Ascomycota; Sordariomycetes; Xylariales; Hypoxylaceae. Gene Ontology annotation, molecular function: zinc ion binding; DNA-binding transcription factor activity, RNA polymerase II-specific. The transcript has 3 exons. Gene Ontology annotation, biological process: regulation of DNA-templated transcription.